AUGUUUGUGAACCUUCAAGCUCGCGACAUUGGAGUGCAGAGGAUACUGAAAGUCAUCGUUCGGACGGAUGCAAAGAUCUCCAUGUCAGGCACAUCUUCGUCGCCACACAACGAUGCCUCCGCCAGCGCGAUAACCGAACGCACAGUGAAGAGUAGUGCUACAACUUCUUCGCAAACAGACCUCAUAGGCUGUCCUCCAGAGCAUUACCAAGUCCUCCAGACAGCGAAACCUCCAGCUAGGUCGAACAAGAAGUACAUACGUAGGCGAAAGAACAAGAAGGAGAGCACACAUGAAAGAAAUCAAGAGAUAAGCGAACAAUCCAAGGCUCUGCAAGGAAACCAUAUACCGACCAUGGCCCCAGAUUCAGAUGUAGAUGAUAUGAGCUCGGAUGCAUCGACAAGGAUCAUAACGGAGGAGUACGACACCAGUACUCGCCCGCCUGUUUCCACACCGACAACAUCCUCGUUGACGUCCGCUUCACUAGCCGCCAAGCACACGUCUGUUGACUUUACGAGCCCUACUCACCCUUUGGCCUCGUUCACGAGCCAAGAAAUCCUCACCGAUCAUGACUUGGAAGAGGCGCAGAAAUACCUGACGGGUGAGCAGUGCAAGCUAGAGGAUAGAUUGAGACUGUGCAUGGAUUUGAGGAAGAAGAUCGAACAAAUCGAAGCGUAUGAUGAGCAAGACGGAGAUAACAUACAGGGGCCUGAUUUGGGAAAGGCCAGCUUGCUCCGCGAUAUAAGAAUCCUGCGAGCGAAAUGGAUAGCAGAUCUAUAG
Molecule: messenger RNA, 777 nt
Organism: Lithohypha guttulata
Lineage: Eukaryota; Fungi; Ascomycota; Eurotiomycetes; Chaetothyriales; Trichomeriaceae
Exons: 2
Coding region: 1-777 (258 amino acids)
Source: RefSeq, a predicted model, not a curated record